Messenger RNA from Exaiptasia diaphana, 798 nucleotides. RefSeq names its product lutropin-choriogonadotropic hormone receptor-like. The coding region runs from base 1 to 798 and encodes 265 amino acids. Gene Ontology annotation, biological process: G protein-coupled receptor signaling pathway. NCBI's taxonomy places the organism in Eukaryota, Metazoa, Cnidaria, Anthozoa, Actiniaria, Aiptasiidae. The record is from RefSeq and is a predicted model, not a curated record. The transcript has a single exon. Gene Ontology annotation, cellular component: membrane. Gene Ontology annotation, molecular function: G protein-coupled receptor activity.
AUGGCAGCUGCCGAUGUCCUAAAUGUUGUGUCACUGUUUGGUCUUAAAGCUUUGCCGAUUAUAGAUCGUUUCAUAUGGGCUUAUAUCGAGAUGAUUUCUGGAGACAAAGUUUGCAAAGUGCUUUCAUUUUUCGUCAAUUACUCAAUGCUGGUUUCCUUCAUUACACUAGUAAUAAUAACUAUUGAACGAUUUAGAGCAUCUCGACAAACUUUACAUGUAUCACGGCCAUACACUAUAAAACAGCGCCUGGCGGUUGUUGCUGGUUCUUGGGUAAUAUCAGGCGCACUAGCUUCUUACGACACGCCAUUUAGAACUAUUGAAGAAAGUUUUGCUGGUUCCUAUGCGUGCAAAGGAAGCCAUAAAGCACCAGUUGUUUUAAUUAUCGCUGUAUUUACCAUACUUGUUGUUGCAUAUUUUUUUAUUAUCAUUCUAAGCGCUCUUACGUUAAAAAGGCUCUCGCACCGGCACGAAAUUGAAGCAAAUUUGUCUGAGUUUCAGAGGAGAGCGAGGGCGAAAAGGAUUUCUGGUGCUGUCAAAAUGGUGUUGUCCUCGCUGUUGCUUUACACUGUUUGCUACGUUCCAGUUGUUUUUUGGAGCUUUAUAAUACUUUUUCCAAAUAUCACCAUUGUUGAAAAUUACCACUGCUUUGAAUUUUAUGUAUUUGACUUUUUAAUGGCUUUUCUCCCACUUGUCAAUUCUUGUCUUGGUCCUGGUAUCUACUUGAUCUUCUUGGCUGACUUUCGCGAAGCAGCGAAAAAAGUGGUUUGCAGAUGUAAUAGUAAUGCAGUGGGACCUUGA